Messenger RNA from Bacidia gigantensis, 1182 nucleotides. RefSeq lists its product as uncharacterized. Gene Ontology annotation, cellular component: cytoplasm. Gene Ontology annotation, molecular function: flavin adenine dinucleotide binding; electron-transferring-flavoprotein dehydrogenase activity. The record is from RefSeq and is a predicted model, not a curated record. Bases 1 to 1182 code for a protein of 393 amino acids. The transcript has a single exon. Lineage: Eukaryota; Fungi; Ascomycota; Lecanoromycetes; Lecanorales; Ramalinaceae.
AUGGCAGACACACACAACAUUGUCAUCCUAGGCGCGUCUUAUGGUGGUAUUGGCGUGGCCAAUGGCAUUUCCAAAGCUAUCACUUCCCUCAAGUCGCAGACAGAGAAGACAUACAAGAUUACCCUUAUCGCAAACAGCACGCACUUCUGGUACUCGGUCGGUGCGCCGAGAGCCAUGCUGAAACCCUAUCCAAAGUCCAACGACGAUAGCUUCUUCCCUAUCUCCAAAUUCGUCGAGCAGCAACCAGCAGGACAGGUAGAAUUCAUACACGCCGAGAUAACCGACUUAGACACCUCCAGUCGCGAGGUCUACUACAAAACCAAGGACGCAAAUGAAGACAUUUCAGCCACCGCCUCAUCUCUCCACUUCGACACCCUAGUCAUCGCCCUCGGUUCCAAAGGUGCCAGUCCCCUAUACAGCCUUCAAGGCAGCCAUGUCACCACCCUCAAAGCCUAUGAAGACAUCCAAUCGCGCCUCCCAUCCGCAAAAUCUGUCAUAGUCGUCGGCGGCGGCUCCGCAGGCGUUGAAACAGCAGGAGAACUUGGUGACCUCCACGGCAGCAACUCUUCAUCCCCUAAAGACAUCACCAUCUUUUCGGGGAGCUCACGCCUUCUGACCGGUCUCCGUCCCGCCAUCGGCACACGUGCAGAGGAAAUGCUGAACGCCCAAGGCGUGAAAGCUGUGCAUGAUGAUCUCAAGCUGCAGAGCUCCAAGAGACUGCCUGAUGGGCGGGAAGAAGCUGUUUUCUCCGACGGCUCUACACGCACGGUCGAUAUCUUGAUCGUGGCUACUGGUCGUUCGCCCGCUUCGUCUUUCCUGCCAAAGUCAUUACUUGAUGCCAGUGGCAAAGUGAAGACCGACGAUUUCACACGGAUCCCUGGCGUUGAUUCCGCGUAUGCAUUGGGUGAUAUUGCUUCCAUUUCACCUGGAGGUUUAGUAGCCAUGAUGACGAUGGUUGGGACUACGUAUGGAAACGUGAUUGCGGAAUUGAGUGGGAAGGGCAAAGGUAAGGGGUGGAAACCGUUGACAACGAAGGAGAUGCAGCUUGUGCCUGUAGGUCCAAAUGGAGGCGUUGGCGCAGCCUUCGGAUGGUGGUUGCCAAGUUUCGCUGUGAAGAUGAUCAAGUCAAAGACCUUUAUGUUUGAUAGGGCCGAGAAGUGGGCUUUGGGUCAGGCGACGUGA